This is a messenger RNA of Thyridium curvatum, 1272 nucleotides long. RefSeq lists its product as uncharacterized. NCBI's taxonomy places the organism in Eukaryota, Fungi, Ascomycota, Sordariomycetes, Thyridiales, Thyridiaceae. Gene Ontology annotation, cellular component: fungal-type vacuole membrane. Gene Ontology annotation, biological process: calcium ion transmembrane transport; intracellular calcium ion homeostasis. The record is from RefSeq and is a predicted model, not a curated record. Bases 1 to 1272 code for a protein of 423 amino acids. Gene Ontology annotation, molecular function: calcium:proton antiporter activity. The transcript has 3 exons.
AUGCCUCGAGACGUCGACGUAUUUGACAGCCACCGCAAUGCUCAUCGAGUCUUUCUCGAGCGGAAAGGAGCCCACCGCUUCAAUCCCUUUCGGCAUAUCCCAUGGGAUGUGAGGAGGACGUCAGAUGAUGUCGAGGGACAGCCAACUCACCACCAGGGCCUAGCCUUGCACACGAUAAAUGGAGAGUCGAUUGAGACCUUUGCCGUCAACAUUGUUGCCGAGAUUCCCUUGUGGUUCAUGUGCGACUAUGCACUCGAAGAAAUCGAAAAAUACCUUGGCCCAACCCUUUCGGAUCUCAUCGAUAUCUUUACAACAAACACUGUCCAGAUCAUCUCCAGCAUCCUUCUUUUGGUCAAAUCGAAGCAGGUGAACUUGAGUUUCAAUCGACUAGGAGCUCAAGGAGCGUCGACUCUCCUCUCCAUCGCCGCUACCAGUCUUCUCAUACCAACAAGUGUCAAACUUCUCGGUCAAACCACACAAGAAAACCUUCUCAAGCAGUCACGCGGCGUCGCUGUUGUGCUGCUGUUUGUGUAUAUUGCGUAUACAUUCUGCCAGAUGGUCACACACCGCAAAGACUAUUAUGAUGCCACUCUUGAAGGUGGCCAUCAGCCUCGCGAUACUGAGUUGUCAUCGUUGGGUAGCCCUCCCUCGAACAAGAGUCUCCCAUCUAUCGCGCCUCCGAUCCCGCGAAGGGCAAGCACACUCCCAAAUCCCACAGAUCUCGAUAGAUGUCAUCCUCCCCUUUGGUCUGAGCGCGCUGCCCGACAGCUCCCGCCUGAGUCCAACGAGAUCUGCGGACCCCAGCUGCACUUUGCCGUUGCGUUGUUUGUGUUCGCCGCGAGCAUCGUUUUGCUCUACUUCUGCAUCGACGCGACAGUCGACAGCGUCAAGGCCCUCACGGAGCAGACGUCUCUGACGCCCAUGUUCGUGGGCCUCGUGCUGCUGCCGAUCCCCAACUGUGACUUCGCGCCCAUCUCGCUGGCCGUCGACAACUACCUCGAACAGACCAUGCGGUAUACGGUGGGGCGUAGCGUCCAGACGGCCUUGCUCGUCGAGCCGAUGGUGGUGCUGCUGGGCUGGUGGACUGGCCUGGGCGAAGUGACGUUGGCGUUUGACGGGUUCGAGGUUGUGAGCUUGUUCACCACGAUUCUGCUCUUGGGGUUCCUGAUGGUGGAUGCGAAGGUCCAUUGGGUCCACGGACUCUUGUUGCUGGCGGACUGGGUGCUAAUCGGCAUCGCGGCCUACUUUGUUUCGUCCGAUUCACUCAAAUGA